CGUGCUGAUUGGUUAGGGUUUCUUAUAGUUUGGGGUUUUUUUGCAGCACUGCACAUCUCCAGUGCUGGAAACAGAAUCAGGGAAUAUAAGAGCCGGCUUGUUCUGUUUGCAGUUUGGGGUGGAGAUGCUUCGCUCUCAGGUGCAGGUGCUUCUGGUGGCUCUGGGUUUGUCUGUGCUGCUGGUGCGGGUCAGCACGGCUCCAUAUAGGGACAUGCUGGCAGAAACAAUGAGAGCAGACCUCACAAAUGACAAGGAUCUGACUCACUGGCUCUUGCUGAAGUUCAUGGCUGAACUGAGGGCGAGAGGAGACGAGACAAUGCGAGGCAGGGCGGGGGUGAUGAGGCGACACCUUCCUCUGUCCCAAAGAGAGCGCAAAGCCGGCUGCCGCAACUUCUUCUGGAAGACUUUCACCUCAUGCUAACAGCAGGAGUUUUUUUUUUUUUUUUUUUUUAAAGGAUGCUUGCAUGUUUGCUUUCUUUGUAGUAGCUGGAUUAUUUACUGCAAGACAACAAAUGUACAGAUACUUUGAAAGCUGCAAACAGUAAAAAGAGUGUAUGCUUUAAAACUGGCAAGCGUGUACAUGUCUGAAAUAAAUUUUCCAGUUUAGAAGGACAUCCCGGUUUCUCUGUUCUGUGGAGCUGGUUUCACAGGAAAUUUGAGCAAGUUUAGAAAAGGUUAUGAACAAACACACAGACGAGCAUUUUACAGUUUAACAACACAGUGAGAGACACAUACCGGUAAGUAAAUUUGAAAUCUCAAAUAUGAGAUUGGAUUACUGCUGAGAUAACAACCCAACAUAAACACUAGAAAUAACCGGUGUUGUCAGAAGAAUUAUUAAAGACACACACUUUCCACAUGUAGAGAUAUGUGAUCAGCUUCCAAGCAACAGAAUCGAUAAAUUUCCAUCCAUGUUAAUUAUUAAGAGUCACCCAUCAACCUUACCUGGCGAGCACUCUUUGGCGGGCUACAUCACAAAAGAGAGACGUGGAACUUA
Archocentrus centrarchus (flier cichlid) is the source of this 994-nucleotide messenger RNA. It is a transcript of the gene sst5, whose product is annotated as somatostatin 5. Bases 125 to 421 code for a protein of 98 amino acids. The record is from RefSeq and is a predicted model, not a curated record. NCBI's taxonomy places the organism in Eukaryota, Metazoa, Chordata, Actinopteri, Cichliformes, Cichlidae. Gene Ontology annotation, molecular function: hormone activity. Gene Ontology annotation, cellular component: extracellular region. The transcript has 2 exons. Gene Ontology annotation, biological process: regulation of cell migration.